Messenger RNA from Colletotrichum acutatum, 1133 nucleotides. RefSeq lists its product as uncharacterized. Bases 299 to 784 code for a protein of 161 amino acids. NCBI's taxonomy places the organism in Eukaryota, Fungi, Ascomycota, Sordariomycetes, Glomerellales, Glomerellaceae. The record is from RefSeq and is a predicted model, not a curated record. The transcript has a single exon.
CUCGACAUCAAGGUCCCUAGAACUUGGUGGAAACAGCCUGACGCCAGAAAAAGAGCAGAGAGAACCAAACAGCCAACACUUCUUUCUAGAACAAAAAAAAUAUUCCACUCCAUUCAACUUUCUGCACAGCUUUCAUUAGAAACUCCACGGCAAAACCUGUCAUCUUCCUCGGCGUUAUUCCCAGAAGACUUCGGACGCAUCGUAUUACACCUGCCCCGCGUGUCUCGAAAACUCAAAUCUACACCUUUGCGCCACUGCGACCGCUGGGUCUUCAACUGCAAUACGACUCCCCUUGAUCAUGGCAACAAUUCCAAGACCUGUCUUUAUCUAUGGUACCGUAUGUGCUCGACCACUGCUCGCCUGGGUUCUGACUGGUGACGCUACUCAAGUCGAGGAGGUAUCGGCCCUCGUUCGGUCCGCGAAAGUGGAAAACGUCGCACGUUACUCUUUACAUGGCUGUGAUUAUCUAGCCGCCAUCAGAGAACAUGGUUCAUCCAUAAAUGGACUUCUAAUACAGCCUCAAUCGCUCUCACAACGGAAGAAGCUUGACGAUUUUGAAGGCGAAGUUUACCAAACCAAUCUAGUUCAAGCCAUGGUGUUGAGUUAUGGUGGCGAAACGGUCGAGAGCUUAAUCGAAGCGGAUAUAUACCUAUGGAAUGGUGAUAAAGAUUUGGUUCUGAUCAGUCUUGGGACUUGGAAUGGUUCCUACAAGAAAGACUGGAGGACUGGAUUGAGCUUUUUGCGGGAAUGGAGAUGGUGGGGGAUGGUGACGAUUGAGGCGUAGGCAACAAGCAUCUUGGAAGCACCGUGGCCCUGAACACAACUCCAAACUUACAAAGCUGUAGUUAGCUUUCCUCCAAGCAUCGAAUUAAUGGCUCGACCGACGGGACAAUACAACGAAAACCAACGUUCAGAUCUCCCAUGUAUCCCCGCCAAUCAAAGCCAGCGAGUAAACUGAACAUCACUGUGAGUAAAACUUGAGUCCUUUAAAGCGUCCUUACCGGAAUCCGGGGGACGCCGCUCGGCACGGACAACGCAGAGCACGGGCCGGAGCCCAUAAAUAGUCAUAGGGUCUAGUCCGUCAGGCGCUGCACAGAGGAAGUCUAACCUUACUCGGUUCAUCUCAGGUGGGC